Molecule: messenger RNA, 2065 nt
Organism: Arabidopsis lyrata subsp. lyrata
Lineage: Eukaryota; Viridiplantae; Streptophyta; Magnoliopsida; Brassicales; Brassicaceae
Product: putative F-box protein At4g22660
Exons: 1
Coding region: 801-1883 (360 amino acids)
Molecular function (GO): protein binding
Source: RefSeq, a predicted model, not a curated record
AUAUUAGAACAUAAUCUGAUUAGUUUAGCAACAAGCUUUACGUUUAAAGCAAACAACAACGAAUCCGAAUCUUAGAUUUCUCUCAAGAACUCCCUAGAGCGAAUUGGGAUAAUGUUUAUGAUUAUCCUUUUAGAGAUGAUGGAAGGAAUGAUGGAAAAGGGAGGGCUACGAUCAUCGGUGUUACUGUCUCUGGAGAUGUUUCGAUGGCUGAUGAUCGGUCGAGGAGGAUGAUGCAAAUUUUUAGGAUGAGUUUAGAAGGGACAAGAUGGGAUCCUGUGAAGUCAUUAGGGGAUGAGUCUUGGAUUGUGGAUCUUGGUGUGACUAUACCAGCUGCAGUUUAUGGUACCAAGCCAAACUCGGUUUAUUACUGUAGUGAGAAGAAUGUUUAUUGUCGCAAUGUGAUUCAAGGUGAUUCAAAAGGAUUUCGAGUGUCGAGAGUAUCUAAAAUUGAUUUAUAGCAAAGUACACAUCGUUCUAGAAACCCAAAAGACUAGCAAUAUAUUUUUAGUAAUAACUAAUAAUAUACAUUUGAUAAUUACUACAUAAAUGAAUAUUAAAGCAGAAUUUGAUUAUGGAUAGGGCUUAGGAAAAAAAAGAAAGUAAACGUUAUUAUUCUAUUGGAUCCGUAUAUAUAUUCUCUGUUUGUAGAUAAUUUCCAAUCCCUAUAUUUCCUCAUUGUAUAUUUUUCCUUUUUUCUAGCAUUAGGUUUACCUUUCUAGUUGUGUAUAACUCGAAUAUUUUCAAAAGAAGUUUAGAAUUAUUACAAAACAGAGAAUUUACUACUUGUGAGGUGAAUCUCAAUGCCAAACUGGUCGGAGAUUAACUUGGAUGUUCUACAAUUGAUUCUAGAACGUCUGAGCAUCCGCAAUAGACUCAAUGCUCGAUCCGUUUGCAAGAAUUGGUACAGAGUUAGUAAAGAGUCUUUGAUAAAGGUUCCAUGGAUGAUUAUCUUCCCAUCCAGAAAAACAAAGGAACGUUCAUGUCAAUUAUUCGAUCCCCAAGAAGGUAGGUUUUACGAAUUGAACAAGCUCGUUAAUGACUUCUAUUCUAGCCAAUGUAUCGCGACUUCGGGAAGCUGGCUUUUAAUGUUUGACUUUGGAUCAAGAUUCUAUGUUUUGAAUAUUUUCACACGCGAAAGAAUCAAUCUUCCGCCUUUAAAGUCACACCAAGGGAGGAUUUUUGUUAAGAAGACCCGAGAUAAGCUAGGCCGAGACAACUUCAUGUUAAGAAUCAGGCAAUCGAGUAUUACUGCGAGAAACGCAUUAAACCAGACAAAAGCAGUUUUAUGGGUGGACGAGUUAACCAAAAACUACGUUGUCGUCUGGUCGAUAGGUCUCUUGUAUAUGAUGUUCACUAAGAGUGGAUUUGAUAACUGGAGAGAGAUACCUACAAGAGAAGGUCCUGAGAUUCUCCAUGGAUGUCAAGACCUUGUCUACAAAUACAACAAGCUUUAUGUUUUGAGUAAACAAAACCGAAUCAGAAUCUUGGAUUUCUCUCAAGAACUCCCUAGAGCGAAUUCGGAUAAUGUUUACCAUAAUCCUUUUAAGAAUGAUGGAAAAGGGAGGGCUAUGAUCAUCGGUGUUACUGUCUCUGGAGAUGUUUUGAUCGUUAAGAAUCAGUUGAAGAAGAUUUUCAACAUUUUUAAGAUGGGUUUAGAAGGUACAAGAUGGGAUCGUGUGAAGUCAUUAGGGGAUGAGUCUUGGAUUGCGGAUCUUGGUGUGACUGUACGAGCUUCAGUUAAUGGCUCCAAGCCAAACUCGGUUUAUUAUUGUAGAGACAUGAAUGUUUAUUGUGGCGAUAUUUCUACUCGAUCGCAGGUGAUUCAAAAGUAUUUCACGAGUCUAAAGUUGGGUUGCGUGAGGUUGUUUAUUCCUACUCUAUAGGUCCAUUGCGGUAAACUCGUUACAGCACCAAAUUUGAUUCCAUUGUGUGGCUAAGAUUGGUUAUUUAUUUAUUUUAAUAGAUUAAACCGUUUUCAUUAUAAGAGUUUUUUUUUCAAUUGGUUUGGUUUUUCGAAUAUGAACAAUUAAUUGUCUCCAUCGAAAUAUCGUAAAGUCUUGUAUUU